This is a messenger RNA of Frieseomelitta varia, 2143 nucleotides long. RefSeq names its product growth/differentiation factor 8. Gene Ontology annotation, molecular function: cytokine activity; growth factor activity. Gene Ontology annotation, cellular component: extracellular region. Gene Ontology annotation, biological process: SMAD protein signal transduction. The record is from RefSeq and is a predicted model, not a curated record. Lineage: Eukaryota; Metazoa; Arthropoda; Insecta; Hymenoptera; Apidae. The coding region runs from base 294 to 1502 and encodes 402 amino acids. The transcript is spliced from 3 exons.
AGGAAGCGGCGACGGUGGAGGAGGAGGAAGAAGAAGAAGAAGAAGAAGAGGAAGAAGAAAAGGAGGAAGAGGAAGAGGAAGAGGAAGAAGGAAAAACGAAUUCAUACGAAUUCUUGAUCCGUGCGAGAUAAAAGAGACGGAACAAAGGGGCGAAGGGCAGGACACCCUUUGCGGUGGAAAAAGGAUCAGUGAAAAAAAUCGGCAAAGCGUAGCGAUGAAGUUAAAUAUUUGAUCGCUCGCUUCGCGAGGGAAACCGAUCGUAACUGAUCCGACUAAGAACGACCUUGAGCAAGAUGGUCAGGGGGGCGCUGUUACUACUCUUGCUACUCCUCUUUGGUGCCUUCGACGUUCCUGGCAUCGAGAGAGUUCGUAUCAGAUAUCUGGCGAAGGCUGGUAACACCUGUAACGCUUGUAGGAUGCACGAGGAGAUCAGAGCCCUCAGUCUUGAAGCAAUCAAGGAACAAAUUUUGAACAAGCUCGGCUUGAAACAAGCCCCAAACAUGACAGGCAGAGCACUGCCAAGAAUCCCGCCGAUCUCGAAGUUGAUGGAUAUGUAUGGAAUGCAAGCCGAUCAACCACAACCUCUCGAGCCCGGCAUCUCUCAUCACGAGGAGAUCGACGAAUAUGCUGCCAAAACAGAGAGCGUCUUCGCCCUGGCGCAACCUCAUCAGAGGCUACGGCACUCGAAAGGCAGCCUCGACGUUCUCUACUUCAAGUUCUCCGACAAGGUGGUCCAGCAUCGCGUGACGCGGGCGGAGUUAUCCCUGUGGAUAUGGGGGAGUAACCAGGAGUCCUCGGAACUGGACGAGACCGGCGAUUUGGAGAGCGCGGAGAGCCACGAGGACGGCCCGGUGACCAUCACGUUGCAGAGGAUCCUUCGCGGCACCACGGAAACCGGCGGGCCGUCGUUGGGUCCGCCAUUGACCACGAAACAUCCGCGGCCAGUCGGUUGCAGGGGCAGCUGGGUAACGAUCGAGUUAAGAAGAAUGGUCGCCGAAUGGUUCAAGCAUCCACGGGACAAUCUAGGAGUAGCGCUGAAGAUCUCCAGCCCCGGUGCUAAUCAUCGCAGGAACGCGAAAUUAGUCGAGACUAAUCCCGGGGCCGAGUACGCGCCGUACCUCGAAGUGCAGACGCAAGAACUCGACUCCAGAAGAGGGGCGAGGAUCAAGAGAAACGUAGGACUUAAUUGCGACGAAGCCAGCCAGGAGACCAGAUGUUGCCGAUACAAGCUCACCGUGGACUUCGAGAAAUUUGGGUGGGAUUGGAUAAUCGCUCCCAAGAAGUACGAUGCCAAUUACUGUUCGGGCGACUGUCCGAUGGCCUUUCUGCCAGCGUACCCGAACACUCACAUCGUCAGCUUGGCGGAACCGCCUAACAACUCUGGUCCCUGUUGCGCCCCGAGAAAACUCUCCGAGAUCACGAUGCUGUACUUCGAUAACGAGUACCAAAUUGUGUUCUCGCGAUUACCAGGCAUGGUCGUCGAGAGAUGUGGAUGUUCAUAGUCCACCAUGAUAGCUCGAGAAGAGCAACGGCGGCAAGAAGGAAUGUGUCAAGGCUCGUUGAUUGAUUCUUCCAGGAUCUACUACUAGAAAACAAAAAAAUCGUCAAUAAUUAUUCCUUUUCUCCCUAUCCAUUCCCAUUCUCUGUCUACUCUUGCUUCUCUUCUUUUCCUUUUCCCUUUGCUCCAUUCAUUUUCUACGUUAUUUCCUCUCGUCCGUUCCCUGUUUAAAUUCCCUUCAAUUUUCAUUGACAGUCUGUGACUAUCGUGUGAUCAUCGUUGUCGUCGUCGUUCCGUCUUCGACGAAUAUUUUCAUUCGAUAGACUGAAAGUGCCUUGUUCGGGGUGAUUUUAGUGUGCCGCAAAACUUACCCUUCUUAGUGACACGAGGAGACGAGAUUCCUUCUAUGAACUCAACGAAUAGCAAGCAGGACAGCGAUCGGAGGAAAUCGAUGAAAGUCCGUUCUUUUUUAAGCUAGUAAUAACGGGCACCUUUUUGAUAGUCGUUUAUCGUCCAUGGCAAAGCGGAUAGUUCCUAGAGUCACGGUAUUAUUAUUAAGGUGUCGAUGCGUUUUACACCUGAUCUGAGAGAACGACCGCAGAAAAAGAAUUAUUUUUUAUACGGGAGCCUAUUGCAAUUUUAAAA